Paecilomyces variotii is the source of this 1873-nucleotide messenger RNA. RefSeq names its product nitrilase. Gene Ontology annotation, molecular function: catalytic activity. The record is from RefSeq and is a predicted model, not a curated record. Bases 291 to 1592 code for a protein of 433 amino acids. Lineage: Eukaryota; Fungi; Ascomycota; Eurotiomycetes; Eurotiales; Thermoascaceae. The transcript is spliced from 4 exons.
GCGAGACCUGACGUUAAACAAAUCCGCUAUUGACGCAUGCCAGCUUCCCCCGCACGGCAUGUCUGACCUCAUCCGGUGUCUUCCCAAAUCCCGCCGAGGUCUAGUACUUUGGAGUUCCAUUCCAUCAGUAACAGCCUCGGUCAAUUGAUUCCUUUCAAUUGAUCCUCUUGAGGAGUUCUAUCCCCAACCUUGUUCGCGUUACCAUUUCACCUAUCUCAUGGGUCUACUACCCCAGCCGCCUCAAGAUCCUUACUGUAACUAGCAGGGUUAUAUCUCGCAUUCACAUCAUCAUGCCCCAGAAACUUACUCUGGGAGUAGCUCAAUCCCACACCCUCUCGACCCUCUCCGAGACUCUCGCUGCCCUUGAGCGGAUCACACGCCAUGCGGCCUCUCGUGGUGUUGAUCUCCUCCUAUUCCCAGAGGCCUAUCUAGGCGGCUAUCCCCGGACAUGCGACUUCGGAGCCAGCGUUGGAGCGCGCGCUGCACACGGCCGGGACCAAUUCCUACAGUACUUCCGGUCAGCAGUCGAUUUAGGCGACACACCUACCGGGGCUGGGGAUGAUUGGGUGAAUAGGAAAUUACCAGUCGCGAAGGGAAGAGAGAGUCGAGGAGAUGGAACGAGAGAGUUCCUUGAGAGAGUCGCGAGAGAGACGGGAGUCUUUCUUGCUGUGGGAUUGAUUGAGAAAGCCGGUGGUAGUUUGUAUUGUGCUUUAGUAUACAUCGAUCCUAUCAGGGGAGUAUUGGGGAAGAGGAGAAAAGUCAUGCCUACCGGAUCAGAGCGCUUGAUAUGGGCUCAAGGCUCCCCGUCGACAUUGAAAGCAGUUACAACAGAAAUCCGCGGCGUCAAACUCAUAAUCGGCGGAGCUAUCUGCUGGGAAAACUUCAUGCCUCUUCUCCGACAGAGCCUCUACUCACAGAAUGUGAAUCUAUAUCUCGCUCCCACAGCAGAUGGAAGAGAUACAUGGCUCCCCUUGAUGCGAACCGUCGGGUUUGAGGGUCGCGCUGUUGUUCUCUCUGCGAAUCAAUGCCUCAGACGGAAUGAUCUCCCAGACUGGAUUCGAGGAAGCAGUGCCGCUCCUACUGCUAAUGGACGUCCUAUCUCAACGGCAGCGCAGAGAAAGAAGUCUAUCACAGCAGAAGGACCGCAUGAGAUUGUAUGGCCUCAAUCACCAGGUUCUCAGCUCCAUCCGGAUAAAGAGCUCGAUCGAAAGGCAGAGGAUACGAGCGUUGCAGUAGAAACUGGGGACGGCGUCGCCACACCCAAACCACAAGGUGGAUUCCCCAUAGGAAAGGAAAAUGCGCCAGAGACUGAUCCCACAAACCCAUACGUCUCCCACGGCGGCUCCUGCAUUAUCAGUCCCUUGGGCGAAGUUCUCGGGGGUCCCAUCUGGGAUGUCUCGACAGAAGACCCUCCUAUCAACGUCGACGACGUCGAUAAAUCAGCCAUUGGCGACGGUCUGCUCAUUUCUGAGGUUGACUUCGACGACUGCGAGCGGGGUCGAUUGGAUCUUGAUGUCGCGGGGAGUUACUCGCGCAAUGACGCUUUCAAGUUAACUGUGGAAGGGCUGAGUUUGGAUCCGCCUCCUUUUUAGGAAUGUGUGUCCUUCUUUCCUUCAUGUAGGCAGUUGGUCUAUGUUGAAGCUAGGCACGUAUAUGUACAUAUGUUUUAUGUUCAGUACGUGUGUGAAAUUAUGAAGAAAACGGCUUUCUAAAGAGCUAUAUAAUGCGCUGCACAAAAUAUCAACAAGUUCAUAAACCCAGACAAUAGACGUGAGCUUUGCACGUUCAUACUGUCAUAUCUCGGACAUUUCACAUCCACCCAUCAUCAUGAAUAUGAUCUAACACCUCCUGGGCAUAAGCUACCAAUGAGGAC